AUGUGGGCGUCGCUUCGCCCGCGUUCCCCUCGUUUUCUGCAUCCUCGCCGCCUGGGGGAAACACUCUGCCUCUGUCGUGUCUAUGGCUUACAUGCUGUUAUCACCUGCAUCUGCCUCGAGGUGCCUUUCUUCACGAUUUCGGUCAUCCUUCUCUUGUUUGGCGGGCAUCCCCUUGACCUUUCUCUGCGCUGUCUGUUUCAUAUAGAGGUGAGUGGAUCUUCUUUGGAUCCUUUUCCAACUUUCUCACUUCCACUCUGUUUUGAAGAUUUCGCGUGCGCUUUUGUCGCUCGUCCCUUUGGCCUCCGACUUCUCCUAGGCCCGUGUGCACCCCCCUCACCCGUAUCUGGUCUGUUGCGUCUUAUUGGCGUCGUCUCAGCACCCCCCAGUCCUCUGGUAGGAGGACCAGUCUGCAAUCCGCGAGUUCACUUGCGAAGUUUGCUGGACUGCGUCCUGCUCGACUCGUCUGACGCUUUGGUUUAUCCGAGUGCCAGCGAGCGAGUCGCUGUCGACUUCCCAGCAGACUCUGACAGGCUUCAACCGGGUUUUCGAAGACAUCGAUUCACCUCAGAUCAUGCGAUCACUUGGCAGCUGCAACAGCUCCUCCCUCCAAGCUCGCUUGACUGCCGCAAUGGCUCCUCACCUCAGCUUCCUCGAUUGAUCUCUGCGGCGAAUUUCGUAUAUGUGGGUUCACAUGCACCUUCGCUCGCGUACCCGUUGAUUACAGGCGAGAUCGCCUCUGGCAGCAUGUUUUUUGGCGGCAUGUCCUCUGGCAGACAUGCCAUAGACCACACUUUCUCCACCACCGUUGCCCACUUUGCAACUGUUUCCUAA
This is a messenger RNA of Laccaria bicolor S238N-H82, 831 nucleotides long. RefSeq lists its product as uncharacterized. The record is from RefSeq and is a predicted model, not a curated record. The transcript is spliced from 2 exons. The coding region runs from base 1 to 831 and encodes 276 amino acids. Lineage: Eukaryota; Fungi; Basidiomycota; Agaricomycetes; Agaricales; Hydnangiaceae.